This is a messenger RNA of Chondrus crispus (carragheen), 612 nucleotides long. RefSeq lists its product as hypothetical. The coding region runs from base 1 to 612 and encodes 203 amino acids. Gene Ontology annotation, molecular function: aldose 1-epimerase activity; carbohydrate binding. The transcript has a single exon. NCBI's taxonomy places the organism in Eukaryota, Rhodophyta, Florideophyceae, Gigartinales, Gigartinaceae. The record is from RefSeq and is a predicted model, not a curated record. Gene Ontology annotation, biological process: glucose metabolic process; beta-D-galactose catabolic process via UDP-galactose, Leloir pathway.
AUGGCUGCCGUGGCACCGUCGUCAAUGCUGAACAUCGAAGGCUUCACUGCGACCGGUGACUACGCUCGCACUAUCCACCUGACAGGUGCAGAUGGUAUGGAAGCAGCCAUUCUCACCCGAGGCUGCCGCGUCCUAGAUUUGCGCUUGCGCGAUGGCCGCUCCAUGGUUCUGCCGGUCUCGACGCUUGCGGAGGUGGAGGCGGAUGAAAGCUAUAUAAACGUCGCAGUUGGUCGCACAGCGAAUCGCAUCGAGGGCGGGAAGUUUGCUCUGGACGGUAAGGAGGUCAUCUUGCAGUGCAACGAGAAUGGUCAAAACCAGCUUCAUGGAGGGACAGUUGGCUGGGAUAAGAAGCUGUUUGCGGUUCGCGACCAGGGUCUGAACUAUGUUGAAUUGUUUCUAGUUUCACCGGACCUGGAUCAAGGCUUCCCGUCUUCGGUGGAGGUUUCUAUCAGGUAUGAGCUUGACGGAACGGGCGGAUUUACCGUUACGAUGUCUACUUCAAACGUUGGCAAGGAAGCGACUGUGACCAAUAUGACGGUAUGUCCUACGCGUGCGUCAUGUUUUAUCUGCACCCGCGCUACGCUCGGUUUAUGUUUACAUCAGGACACCUAA